This is a messenger RNA of Mizuhopecten yessoensis (Yesso scallop), 1147 nucleotides long. Its product is annotated as factor VIII intron 22 protein-like. Bases 36 to 986 code for a protein of 316 amino acids. Lineage: Eukaryota; Metazoa; Mollusca; Bivalvia; Pectinida; Pectinidae. Gene Ontology annotation, cellular component: early endosome. Gene Ontology annotation, molecular function: protein binding. The transcript is spliced from 12 exons. The record is from RefSeq and is a predicted model, not a curated record. Gene Ontology annotation, biological process: vesicle cytoskeletal trafficking.
GAGGUACAUUCGAAUGAAUUACAGGAAAGUUUACAAUGGAGAAAGAUGUUGAUGUCCUUGGGAAAUACAGAGCAGUCACAAAUAAACUGAAAAAACGCUUUUUGAAAAGACCUAAUGUAGCUGAGGGUAUAGAGCAAUAUUCUGCCCUUGCCAAGGGUUUAAAGCAACAAGAUUGUCCACAGUAUGCAGGGUUUUGUUGCUUAGCACAAGCAAGAUGUGAGCAUACCUUGGUGAACGCAGCUGGUGAGGCACAGGCCUUAACGUCAGCUGCACGGUCAUUUUUGGAUGCAGAACUGGCCAACCGGGAGAUGAAGUGUCCUAGCUUUGAGGAGCACCUCACUGCAGCCAUAAACUGCUUCAGUCAUGCUAUAAGGGUUUAUAUAGAAAACAAUCAUAUCUCUCUGGCCGCAGCUCUCUCUAUAGAACUGGGAGAGGCAUUGAAGAAUCUAAACAAACCUGGUGAAGCAAUGUCCCACUUUCAGCGAGCAGCAGAGCUUCAGUCUCAGAGUCCGUUAGAAUGCCUACACUCCCUAGGAUCUGUAGCAUCAUGUAAAGUGGCAACGAAAGAUUAUGAUGGUGCUCUGGCAGUUUUAACAGAAAUGGCCUAUCUGGCGCAGGAAAGGGGUGGGUCCUCUACCACUGGGAAGCCUAUAGGAGCCUACUGUGACAUCCUGGCACGUUGUGAGGUCACAAGAGUCCUUCUGCUGAUGUUGUUACAGCCUACUCCACAAAGGAUCAGACCAGAGCAUGCCCAGACUCUGGAGAAGUAUGCCUGGGAAUCCACGGACGACCAUGCCACUGCCCAGUUUUUGUCAGAAGAUCUAUUUCUUAUGAUGCAGUCAGUUGUGAUGGCUUGUCAGUCACAAGACUUUAUUUCUCUACGUGCUCUACAAACAGAGUUAUGGCCCCUUCUGAUGGGAGAACAAAAUGAACUGUUAUUUCAGAUCAUCAAAGAGCUAACACAUCCAUCUGGGGAAGGAGUGUGAUCAUUGUGAGCUUGUGAUUGGUGCCAUAGCACUGAUAUAUCGAUUCAUAAUAGUAGUAAAAUAUUUCUUUUUCAAACGCUUUACAUGUACAGCAUUGAAUCACUGAAAUUGAGCAUGUCAAGUGGGAUCCAGGUGGUUAAAGGGAACACCUUUUAUCCCCC